AGAAGUGUUUCCUUAAAAUAAAUCUUGCAGCUUGUCUCUGAAAGAAAAGAAAAGAAAGGAAACAAAAACUGCUGAAGUGACAAUGGGUAGUUUUGAUUGACCUAUUUUCAGUGGUCCAAUAGGUUUGCAGUUAAACUCAUAUUCAGAAAAGUCAGUAUGCUGCUUAUUCCUAGACGACCCUCUCCAGUCUAACACAGCCUGUGUUCCUUAACUGUAAUCUGUAGGUUUAGAAAGUGUGCCAUCAGACAUGUAGGUGCAGGGUUAGAAAAUAUGUCUUACUUCAGCAAACAAACCAAAGAACAAUGCUGACUGGGAGUUGGGCCGUGACCGUACUUGACAUAAAUAAGAAGUACAUGGCCUCCUGUACUCACGCCAGCUGGUCAUCAGCUGCUGGGUCGGCUUUCCACAGAACCGCAAUGCUGAGAAGAGGCAGAAACGGCCGGGCUCGGCAUUUGGCCUGGAGUCAAACAUGGCAAGAGACAGAUGCCAUGGCAGUGAUCCAUUCAUCAGACAGAGAAGAGCUGGGGGAUCAGACAGUCACAAAGAUCAAUGACUUGGAGUCCACGGUGGAUUACCGCUCCAGUUCCCAGAUUGUUUCCAAGGUAGUGGCCUUGCCCUGCACGAUGCCAGUGAAAGGGGAGCCUUUCUGCCACUGUGACCCAGAGGAAGAGCUCAGCCCGGCUUUCAGCAUCAUCAGUGACGGCCUCUAUGCGGAGGAGGAUCAGGGUUUUGACUGGGUGUGGGAUGAUCACUUUAAGUCCUCUGGAGCCUUUCUGAGCUGUGACAACAGGAAGGUGAGCUUUCACUCAGACUACAGUUGCGGCACCGCUGCAAUCCGUGGCAACAAGGAGCUCACAGACGGCCAACACUACUGGGAAAUCAAGAUGACCUCUCCAGUCUAUGGGACUGAUAUGAUGGUGGGAGUUGGAACUUCAGAGGUGAACCUGGAAAAGUUCAAAUACAACUUUGGCAGCCUGCUGGGCCAUGAUGAAGACAGCUGGGGGCUCUCCUACACAGGUCUGCUCCAGCACAAAGGGGACAAAUUGAAAUUUUCUUCUCGGUUUGGUCAAGGCUCAAUCAUUGGAGUGCACCUUGAUACGUGGCACGGUACCCUCACCUUCUACAAGAACCGACACUGCAUAGGUGUGGCUGCAACAAGGUUGCAGAAUAAGAAGUUCUACCCCAUGGUGUGCUCCACAGCAGCCAAGAGCAGUAUGAAGGUGAUCCGUGCCUGCUAUACACCCACCUCCCUGCAGUACCUUUGCUGUGCAAGGCUGCGCCAAAUAUUGCCCUGCUGCCCAAAUAUGCUUAAUGCCCUGGAUCUACCUCCAGGCCUGCGCAUCCUCCUCCACAUAAAGCUGGGCUGGCUCUUCACCCUCAGCAGCAGCCCUGAACCCUCAGAGGAACCUGAGGAUUUCGGAAAGGCAAGCCUGCCUUCAAGCCCCAACCCGAGCGCAAGCCCGGUAUCCAGUGCCUGUGCCUCCCCCAGCCCUUGCACCAGUCCGAUUCCUGAUACGGACCCUUACCAGUCACCUCAAACUCAUUCCAGCACUUGCUGCUGCCCCCCAACUCCUCCCAGCAGCGACUACGACAGCUGCUGCUCCGAGCCAGAAGAUUAUCAGUGCAAACGAUGCCGUUGGACAUGACCCAAUAGUUGAGAUGUUGGAAAAAUUUGGCACACAGCUUUUCUACCAUUGCCAGCAACUCCUCCUGUUGUUAAACACGGAGAAAACUCUUUUAGCCGAUAUUUGAGCGGCUAAUUGCUUAUUGCUUUCUGUCUAACAAUCAUCCAGAUAACGUAAACGAACAAGAGCAAAGGAGUGUGUAGUGCGUGAAACGAGGCCUGCUACUGUUUAAAGAGAUUAGACUGAGAAAGAAGCGGCAAACAAAUGAAAACUUCUGAAAAAAGUGUAGACUCCAGGAGGAGCAGAAGUGCUUUUUUGAUACUGUGAAACAGAUUUUUUUUUUGUAAAUGUUUUGUAAUCAUCAUUUUGCUUAAAUGUCAAAGGUGGCCGUCUUGUUGUAUGCAAGAUGAUUUGCUAUUCAACAGUCUUUUUCUAUUUCCAGUUUUUACUACUUUUGUUUAUGGACUUUCUUACUCAGGUAAUUCUAUAA
Molecule: messenger RNA, 2115 nt
Organism: Archocentrus centrarchus (flier cichlid)
Lineage: Eukaryota; Metazoa; Chordata; Actinopteri; Cichliformes; Cichlidae
Gene: spsb3b
Product: splA/ryanodine receptor domain and SOCS box containing 3b
Exons: 6
Coding region: 303-1646 (447 amino acids)
Biological process (GO): proteasome-mediated ubiquitin-dependent protein catabolic process
Cellular component (GO): SCF ubiquitin ligase complex
Molecular function (GO): protein binding
Source: RefSeq, a predicted model, not a curated record